AUGUAUAAAUUAAAUACAAUAUAGGGCCACUCCUUCUUUAAUUUUUAGACACCAAUCAAUCACCUUUCAAAAAAGAACUUAUUUUAAACUGCUAUUGAAAUUAAACCAAAAAGAAAGAAUUCUAAUGGUACACUAAUUGUUGCAUAAUCAUUGCCAAGAGAAUUUUGGUUUAGAGACUAUGAUAGAAGUAUAACUAGUAAGAAAUAGAAAAAAGAACAGCAUAAAACAAAUAGACAUUAAAAUCCUAUCUAUUUUUCAAGAAUGGAAUAAUAGAGACAUUUAUUAACUUAUUAACAUCGGCCAUGUACAUCAAGUCCAUCCAAAAAAUGGAAAUAAUGUAGGAAUAUCGUUUUAAAUAAGAAAUCUUAAUUAACUAUGACAUCAAAUCUAAUCAAACAGAAAUUUCAAGAGACUCUGCAUCUAUUAAUUCCAUCAAAAUCUUAGUAGUCUCCUAAAAGUGAUCGAUGCUCUCUUCCUUCCUCUAACAAACUACCCAGCAAUUUAAAUGGGAUUAUAAUUAAGCAAUUAAAGAAACUUAAUCGAUUAGAAUCUGAUAGAACAGAAUACAUACCAAGUUUAUUAUCAAUUGAUAAAUAAAUUAAAGAUAGUAGUAUCAGUUAAAGUAAUGUCAAUAACAAUUCGUUAAUAUAAAACAAAGAUAUAUUUCAAAAACAAUUGACAACCAGAAAUAGAUUUCUUAAGGAUUCCUGUAGAUUGUAUGGGUUAGAUUGGCAUGUAAGAUCUUCAAUAAAAAAACUGGUGUUCUCGGAUUCGAUUCAAUUUUCUGAAUCAUGUGAAACUAAAUGUGAUAAAAUUGAAAAUUCUCCUAAAUCUAUCGAGAAAUCAAAUUAUUAACAAAAUAAUCUACUCAAAUUAAUCAACAAGUAUAAAGAAAAACAAUAAUGUCAAAAAUAAAGAUCAUGUAGUACAUCUCUAAAAAAGAAUAAAAGUAAAUCUUCUAAUAAUAGGGUGAUAAAUGUCUAUUUUCCAUCUCUUAAGAUGAUUACUAAACGCAAUUUCUCAUGA
Paramecium octaurelia is the source of this 1026-nucleotide messenger RNA. The record is from the annotation of a GenBank genome assembly. Lineage: Eukaryota; Ciliophora; Oligohymenophorea; Peniculida; Parameciidae.